Messenger RNA from Adineta steineri, 291 nucleotides. The record is from the annotation of a GenBank genome assembly. Lineage: Eukaryota; Metazoa; Rotifera; Eurotatoria; Adinetida; Adinetidae.
AUGACAGAUCCUGCUCCAGAUGCUUACUUGAAGUUUAUUGGCACCGAAUCCUCUAAAAUUCGAAAGGAAAUUGUGGAACUCACGACCGAUCUACAAUCUAAAGGAUUUAUAAAAGCUAUAUUUGCUGUAGGUGCUGGCCUAACUGGGUAUUUUACAGGGGUUUCACGAUUGCAAAUUGGUAUGUUUGUAGCAGCUGGAAUAAGCGCACUAGCUGCAAAUAUGGAGUUUCAUAAUUGCUACGAACUGGGCCAACUUCUAGAUAUAUUGGAUGGAAGGGGUUAUACUUCUUAA